Durusdinium trenchii is the source of this 690-nucleotide messenger RNA. NCBI's taxonomy places the organism in Eukaryota, Dinophyceae, Suessiales, Symbiodiniaceae. The record is from the annotation of a GenBank genome assembly.
AUGGAGGCUCACUUGCUGGAAGACUUGCAAGGAUUUGAAAGGACCUUUUCUGAAAGCGAAGACCGAGAGGCUUUGCUGAAGGAUUUCCUGGGAAGCCUGAAAGCCUGGGACCCUUUGACGCUGGAAGCCGCCAAGCGUGGAGCAGAAAUGGUCGCAAAGAGCAGCGUCUUUGUGGAGGACGAGAAGAAGGAACUCGUUGUCGCCUUGUAUGAGCGCAUCGCAGAACUUCGCAAUGCUGCCUUCCCUGGCGGAGUGGAGCCAGCCAAGCCUCCUUUAGAAGAAGGUCAGCAGCAUGGGCAGCAUGAUGUUCCUAUCACCCUCACUGGCGGUCAAGGCAGAGGAAGAUUGGGAGCGGGUGUCGCGCACGCCAACCAGUUGAUGAGUGGCAGCUUGAGAGAAAGUAUGUCAGAAGCCAUGCGAGCCAGUUGGCCCUUCCAGCACUUCCUGCACCUGAAGCUGUUCAGUGUGAACCUCAAACUCCAGCAUCCUGUCCUGCAGUUCGUCCUGAAGGCAGCUCCUGUGGUUGACCCCUUGCCUGAAUCUCAUGAAGCAGAGCCGGCUGAGCAUAAGCUGCUUGAGCUGGCCAAGCAGAGCUGCAAGGCAAAAGCCGACACUGACACUCACACCACUGGCGCUGUUCAGACGUCGGUUGAGAAGUUGAAGGAGAUGGCGGAUAAAAAGGGACGCUGA